Messenger RNA from Peromyscus californicus insignis, 930 nucleotides. RefSeq names its product hepatitis A virus cellular receptor 1 homolog. NCBI's taxonomy places the organism in Eukaryota, Metazoa, Chordata, Mammalia, Rodentia, Cricetidae. The transcript is spliced from 9 exons. The record is from RefSeq and is a predicted model, not a curated record. Gene Ontology annotation, cellular component: cell surface. Gene Ontology annotation, molecular function: phosphatidylserine binding; virus receptor activity. Gene Ontology annotation, biological process: phagocytosis, engulfment; positive regulation of mast cell activation. The coding region runs from base 1 to 930 and encodes 309 amino acids.
AUGAUGCAUCCUCAAGUCUUCAUUUCAGGCCUCAUACUACUUCUCCCAGGUGCUGUGGAUUCUUCUGUAUCAGUGAAGGGGGUGGUGGGUCACCCUGUCACACUGCCAUGUACUUACUCAACAUCCCGAGGAAUCACUACCACUUGUUGGGGCCGAGGGGCAUGUCCAUCUUUUAAUUGUGGAAACACACUUAUCUGGACCAAUGGAUACCGUGUCACCUAUCGGAGUAGCAGUAGAUACCAGCUAAAGGGGCAUAUUUCGGGAGGAAACGUGUCCCUGACAAUAGAGAAUGCUGUUCAGAGUGACAGUGGUCUGUAUUGCUGUCGAGUGGAGAUCCCUGGAUGGUUCAAUGAUCAGACAGUGACCUUUUCGUUGGAAGUUAAACCAGAAAUUCCCACAAGUCCUCCAACAAGACCUACAACUACACGGAAACCCACAACUACAAGACCUACGACUAUUUCAGCAAGACCCACCCAUGUACCAACAUUACCCAGAAUCUCCACCUCUACUUCUACAACACCAACAUACACACAGACUCACACACCGGAACCCACUACAUUUUAUCGACAUCAGACAACAGCUGAGGUGACAGAAACCCCAUCCUACACUCUUGCAGAUUGGAAUUACACUGUGACAUCCUCAGACGACUUUUGUGAUAAUUACACUGAAUCGAUCCUUUCACAGGAGCGGCAGAAGAACACGACUUAUGGCUUCUAUGUGGGCAUCUCCAUGGCUGCCCUGCUGCUGCUGCUGUUUGUGUGCACCGUGGCUGUCACCAGGUACAUUCUUAUGAAAAAGAAGUCGGGGUCUUUAAGCUUGGUAGCAUUCCGUGUCUCUAAGAUGGGAGCUUUUCAAAACACAGCGAAUGUGAAGUCCAGAGCUGAAGACAAUGUCUACAUUAUUGAAGACAGUCUUUACCAUACAGAUUGA